This is a messenger RNA of Rotaria sp. Silwood2, 1752 nucleotides long. Lineage: Eukaryota; Metazoa; Rotifera; Eurotatoria; Philodinida; Philodinidae. The record is from the annotation of a GenBank genome assembly.
AUGAAACUUGAAGAUUUAGCUAAUGAAAUUUUACUUGAUUUAUUUGAAUUAUUGGAUGAUAUUCAUCUUCUUCAUGCUUUUAAUGGUCUCAAUUCUCGUUUUAAUAUGCUUCUCUUCAAUCGUUUUCAAACCUAUCAUCUUGAUUUUCGAUCUUUAUCAAAACAUAAUUUCAGUAUUGUUUGUCAACAAUAUCUUCCAAUAAUUAUCAAUCAAGUCAUUACACUUCAUCUAUCCAAUGACAAUGAAACACCAAAUUUACUUCAGCUUUUCCUUUCCUAUGAUUUUACUCUCAAUCGAUUCAAUCAUUUGCAAACACUUUCAUUAUAUCAUAUGGAUUCUCUUAGUAUAUUAAAUGAAAUAUUACUUCAAUGUCAUCAUCUUCCAUAUCUCAUACAUCUAAAUGUGAUCAAAUGUAAUUUUGAUCAAAGAGAAAGAGAAAUUCUCUACUUAAUUAACAAUAUUUGGAGUUUAUCAAAACUUACUCAUUGCAACUUAGAUAAUAUUUUUGUUAGUAAGCUGUUAUUUACUAGUAUGCCAACAAUCUCACAAUCAAUUGAAUACUUAUCCAUGAAAAAUAUUUAUUGCCCUUUAAGUAUUUUAUUUAAUUUGUUUCAAUGUACACCUUGCUUACGAUGUAUUCAUAUAAUGGAUGUAAUUGGUUACGAAGAUGAACAGCUACAACCUAUUGUUUCAUCGUUAUCUUCAAUGAAUAUUUCAUUUUCAGGUUCGAUGUAUUCUUUGGAGAAACUUUUUCGAAUUGUAUCUAAUUUAUAUUCUUUAACAAUACGCACAUCAAGUAUGUUUUUGAAUGGAUAUGAAUGGGAAGAGAUUAUUAUCAAUCAUUUAUCUAAGAUCAAAGUAUUUCGACUAAAAAUGGAAUUUAGUUUUCCAACUCAUAAAAAUAAAGAAGAGCAAAUCGAUAAACUACUUGAUUCAUUUCGUACUCAUUUCUGGAUUGAUGAACAUCAAUGGUUUAUACAGUAUGAUUACAUUCCAACUAAUGCAUUCAAUUGUGACGUUCUUUACACUUUACCUUAUGCCUUUGAAGAUUUAACUUAUGCAAGUAAACAGUUAUCAAAAUCAACUUGUCCUGAAAAUAAAAUAUUUCAACGUUUUGAUCGAGUAAAAGUACUUCGAUAUUCAAAUCAAGACGAAUAUUUAUCCAACGAAUCGAAUACACAUUCUUCUCGUUUUCUCAAUAUUCGUCACCUUGAAAUCGAUCUUCCAUUCAAUGAUCAUCUUUUCACAAUUGUUUCAUUGAAUCGAUUAGUCUCGCUUCAUAUAACAUUGCCUUUAAACUCUGAUCAUUUUUUACUAGAAGGUCUACUUGAUCGAAUACCUCACCUCUAUUCAUUAACUAUUCAACAUUGGUCUUCUAUUCACCCCACAUUAUUUCAGGUGAAAAAUGAAUCUCUUCGACGUCUAGUUUUCGUUCAAUCACCUACUAUACCGAAUAAUUUCUACUUUAACAAUGUUGAGUGUACUGCCUUGUCUAAUUCUCCACUUGGAUUUCACUGCGAAGUUCUUGUAAUUGAUGUGCAAUGUCAAACAAAUAUUCUUGAACUUAUUAAAACGAUGACAAAUCUUCGUUCGUUAACUGUUCAAUGUAAUGAUGACGAAUGGAAUAUCUGGUCAUCAUCAACAGCAAAUGAUGAACUUGUUACCUGGUUACAAAAACAUUUAUCAUCGACCUGUUUGGUGAUAAGAGAUCCGAAAAAAGUAUCUAACAUUCAAAUUUGGAUUGAUUCCUAA